AUGGAAAAGUUUGGAAUCACUUAUUCAGGUGAACGCUUCGGUAUGCAUGUGUUUCGAGGAAGUCACCAGGGGUCUGAUUUGGCCGUGUUACCCGACGACUGCGUGGAGCAAAUGCUACGAUUGUUCCGCCAUCUCGAAUACUUGCCCAGAACCCAAGCACACCAACAUCUCCAAGAGGACACAGCCUUGCCUCUGUCAGAGUAUCUCACAUCACUGCAUAGUCCAUCCAAAGGCAAGUAUUUUGUGGACGAAAUCAGAUGGUGGAAUCCGAACAACUACAGCAGUUUCUUUGUAACCGAGCCCCCUUCCACAGUGACAGAAACCGAACAAGCUUUCGGGCUGUUGGAUCUGAAAGAUAAGGGUGCUAUCACAACCCAGACCAAGGAGAACCUCAUCUUUCUCGUCGCCGCUCUGCCACGAGAAACUCGACAGAAUCUCUCGUACACUCUCAAUGAAUUCGUGCUUCGAUGUUCGUUUAACAGCAAGGACUGCAAUAUGGAACGCGAUUUCAAGUUGCACAUCGAUCCUGAGUUCGGCAAUUGCUACACUUUCAACUUCAACGAUUCCGUCGAGCUAAAGAACAGCAGAGCAGGGCCUAUGUACGGUCAGUGA
This is a messenger RNA of Cooperia oncophora, 612 nucleotides long. NCBI's taxonomy places the organism in Eukaryota, Metazoa, Nematoda, Chromadorea, Rhabditida, Trichostrongylidae. The record is from the annotation of a GenBank genome assembly.